AUGGCUGCCCUUAUUCGGGAUGCUCCUACCUUAGUGCUUGCUGAAGACCCCUCCACGCAAGAGACCCAAACUCUGGUGGUGGAGACUCAGGAGCAGCAGGCCAAUGGUGCUUCCCAGGCAGAGCCACAGGCCGAUGGUGCUUCCCAGGCAGAAGAGCCGCAGGCCGAUGGUGCUUCCCACGCAGAGCCGCAGGCCGAUGGUGCUUCCCAGGCAGGUGCUUCCUCGGCUUUGCAGACAAAUCCAGCAUCUACGUCUACUGGUGGUGAUGGAGACGAGCAAGGUGUGCGAGAUGUGCAAAAGGCCAUCGUCAACUUUGCUUCGUACCACAAGCUAGAUGUGUCGGCAGUGACGAAGAAGCAGGUGAUCGACUCUACCGAAGGCAUCAUGUUCUGGGCUACGCAAAAGGAAGAUCUUUCGGCCCGUGGCUCGCAUGCUCAGCAGAUGAAGCGAGCCAUGAAGUGGCGACCAGACAUGAGUGCCGCUUACAUGGUACUCACCGAUGCGAUGAAGCUCGAGUUUCGACGUGCUUGGACGGCUACCAAGUCUUUCGACUUUAUGGUCACGACUCGUACCACCUCUACGUCUUUCAGAAAAAGACGUGAUGAAAUCGGAAAGUUUGUUACCAAGCUUCAGUUGGUCAACAUCCUCGGCGGCACCGAUCAACCUGAAGCAGUGAGGCAGGCGGAUCGCUACAUUGCUAUGUGCUCACGACCGGGCUUGAAGGACGAAAGCUUUCUCAACUUCGAGUUCUGCACCCUCUACAACGAUUGGUUGGAUGCCAUGACCUAUUUUUGGGUGGAGACGUUGAUUUCAUCGAGCAACGAGCAGCAGUGGACCAACACGGUCACAGUGGAAACUAGGGAGACUGUGCCCAACAGCCUCGCCGAGAAGGUCAAUGUGUGCCAAGCACUACGUGCUUAUGCUCAUGCGAUGCAGAAGCCUCUUAACCAGGUCUCUGAAAAGGAUGUUGCCGAGACUACUUUGGGUAUCAAGGGCUACGCCGAGCUCUACAAGACCAUGUCCCCCGAAGCCCAAGCAAACUUCCCGAGGAAGGAUGGCAGCAACAACGCAGCCUUCACCAAGACUGGAAAGGAUGCUGUUGAAGCAGGCAGAGCCAAUAAGAGAACCAAGCAGGCGGCUGAGGAAGCCGAUGGCAAUGGAAGUCCUGGCCCGGACGGCUCUGACACUCCGAACCCGAAAACCAAAACCAAGAAGGACCAGACAGGCCCUAAGAAAGAGAAGGAAGUGAAAGAGUUCCUGGCAAUGGAACAAAGCUCAGAUGUGGCCAUCGGCCGUGUGAUGCAUGAGAAAGCAAAAAACCCCGAUGGCUGGACUUGGGCUUCUGACCUGCUGGCCUCCUACAAGAACUUUCGCACUGAGGUUCUCAAGCUCUACUGCGACAACCCUGACUUCCAAUCGCUCAAGGUGGCAGCCCUCAGCCCCAAGGAGAGUGCAAAGAUCAAGAAGGAGCACGGCGACGGCUACGUGGGCAAGCUGGUGGAGUUUGUCACUGUCCUGGGGCCGCCGAUCACCAAGAUGGCCGAGGCAGCCUUCCAAAUUGAGCAAAUGGCGAGUGCCAAACUUUCGGCCGCAGAAGUCACCGUCGCCAACGACGACAUGCGGCAGAAGCUCUAUAGGAUUUUGAUUUAUCGCCGAAAGACCCGGGGCCGAACUUUGUCGAAGGCUUUCCCUGCUCUGGGCCUCCCGAAGGGCAGCCGCCUGGAGCCGUCAGCUGCAAUGCCUGAUGUUGCACUUUUCGAUAGCAUGACUACUCCCUUUAUCUGCCAGUUUUACCUUGGUGGUGAGCAUGGAAGGGUUUUGCACGACAGCCCUUUUCUUCGGAUACCUGGUGUCAGCCUUGCCACAUGGAAUAUUGACCUUCUUCACACGUGGCAUUUUGGGCCGCUAUCUACCUUUAUCACAGUGACUUUGAGAAGGUUUUUGGACACUGACAUUUGGAAGCCAUCAAUCGUGGGGCUAGACAAAGAAGAGCUCAACAAACUUUCUUUGCUCUGCAUGAGAGCUGAACUACAAAGCCACUACAAGCUGCGACGGCAAACUGACCCGAACUGGUCGAAGAAGGGCUCCGAGGUCUGGAAUCUGACGCUUUCGAUGCUUGCGGAGAAGCACUUGAAAGCCAAAGCGGCCGAGACGCACGGAUUGCUCGCAUUCGUGUGUGAGAUGUUGCAAAAGUACAGUCAUCAGCUGUCGACCAGCGGCAGCGAACAGGACCAGUUGUUUUUUGAGCUUUUGCGACACGCCGGGCAAAGUGCCCUGGCUUUUGAUGCUGUGCUGGCCAGACAUGGCCGACAAAUCGAUGAAGGAGCUGCCGAAGAGAUGCUGAUGCAUUACAACCGCUUCAUCGUACUGUGCAAUCGUGCUGGCCUUCCGAUAUUGCCCAAAGCCCAUUUGAUGUACCACUGCAUCCAGAGGUCUGUCGAACAGGGCAACCCGCGAACAUACACAACAUACGUGGAUGAGUCUUACAAUGGGGCGAUUGCCAGAGUCUGUCGGUCGGUGCACAGACGAGGCUGGGCUUAUGCUGUCUAUCGCAAACUUCAGAUUUUGGAAACCGUGAAAGCGGAGUCGCGAACUGGCGAUGGCAUGGAUUGCUCGGGAGGCACGGUUUUCAAACCUUAUUAUAUAAGAUGA
This is a messenger RNA of Symbiodinium sp. CCMP2592, 2652 nucleotides long. Lineage: Eukaryota; Dinophyceae; Suessiales; Symbiodiniaceae. The record is from the annotation of a GenBank genome assembly.